This is a messenger RNA of Entrophospora candida, 198 nucleotides long. The record is from the annotation of a GenBank genome assembly. Lineage: Eukaryota; Fungi; Glomeromycota; Glomeromycetes; Entrophosporales; Entrophosporaceae.
AUGGAAAAUGGUGAAUUAUUGACUUCGAGAUGGGGGGCCUGUGAUGCUAUUGCGAUAAAAAUAGAGAAACCUAUUCCACCAGCUACAAUUCCAUCUGUGAUGACUGCUUGGCACUAUUGUAUAAAUAAUCAAACAGUUUCUGAUGCAUUAAACCCUAUAAUGUAUGAAUUUAGAACAAUUGAUCGUCAAGGAAUCUAA